This is a messenger RNA of Zootermopsis nevadensis, 5310 nucleotides long. The record is from RefSeq and is a predicted model, not a curated record. NCBI's taxonomy places the organism in Eukaryota, Metazoa, Arthropoda, Insecta, Blattodea, Termopsidae.
UGACAGUUGUCAUUAUCCUGAGGGAAGCAAUGCGUUAUCCUUUGCAUACCGUGACAGCAGUGACGUUUCAUAGGUUUUAGGAUCACGUAAUUAUACCCUAGACGUUUUUGCCAUGUAACAAAUGUACAGUAACAAGUUGUAGAGGUGCUGAUAAAGAUUACUAGUUUCAAUAUAUAUUCAGAAAAAAAAAUGAUAUUGCUGAGGAAGCUGUCUCUUGUACUCUGGAAGAACUUGGUAAUUCGCAAAAGGCACUGGAUUUUAACCUUAAUUGAAAUAGUGAUUCCAGUUGUGCUUUUUAUUGUGGUUGCAUUGAUACAGUCAGAAAUUGGUCAAUCUGAAAACUCAUUACAACCAGUUAAAUAUGGUGAGAUUUUGACUGAUAAUGCUGUUAUUGAAAAGAGCAUGUUGUCUAUGUCAGGCUCUUCAUCGCCAUUGUUGUAUGCACCAGUUAAUAAUUUUACUAAAAGAAUUAUGGUUGUUGUUUCAUCCCGGUUGAAGAAUUUUGAACCUCUGGGAUUUGCAAGUGAAGAUGAAUUGAUUGGCUAUUAUGAAUCAGUGAAUGAUACCUUCCAAAACAUUUAUGCAGUUGUUUUUGAAGGCUUGCCAACAGAUGGAAUUCCAGAACAUUUGAAGUAUAAGAUUCGGUUGUCACAUCCAAAAGUACAUACUUCACAGUUAUUUCCUGAAUUUCAAAAUACUGGACCUGGUUCUGCAGUUGAGAAUUAUGAAAGCUCCCACUUCCUGACCUUCCAACUGUUACUGGACAAAGAAUUCAUCAAUAUGGCAGGAAGAAAUCAGUCUUUGUAUAAUUUGAAUCUUCAACAGUUUCCAUACCCCGCACACUAUACAGAUACAGUGACUGAUAUUCUCUCUAUAAUCUUGCCAAUUUUCAACGUUCUAAGUUUUGUGAUGCUGUGUCCUGCCAUUCUGAAAAGAGUUGUAGAGGAAAAGGAGACUGGAGUGAAGGAACUGAUGAAAAUGAUGGGACUGAAGUCAUGGAUGCUUUGGUGUGGGUGGAUGCUGAAUGCAAUGCUUGUAAACAUUGUGUCAGUUACCAUAAUAGUAGUCUUAAUGAAGGUACCAUUUGGUGAGGUUUCUGUACUUCAGUAUUCAAAUGGCUUCUUAGUGUGGAUUUUUCUCUUGUUCUACUGUGCAGCUGGUGUAACCUUCUGUUUUGCUAUAAGCUCAUUCUUCUCUCGACCAACCGUAGCGAUGAGUGCUGGCAUCAGUCUGUGGAUCUUGUCAUAUGCAGUUACUUACCCUUUUGUUGGGAGUAGUAGUCUCAGUGCUCCAAGUCUGAAGAUGUUAUCUGCUAUACUCCCCAACACAGCAAUUUCUUGGGGUUAUCACUUAAUUCUUACCUUUGAAUCAAAGAAGGUUGGUCUGACAUGGAUGAACAUUUUUGAACCACCCAGUGGAAUUAAAGGUGACUUCAGUGUGGGCUUGGUGUUGUUGAUGUUCAUUGUGGAUAUUGUUAUAUAUAGCAUCAUAACAUGGUACAUAAGUAGCAUUAUGCCUGGAAAGUAUGGACUUGCAAAACCCUGGUACUUCGUUUUCAUGCCAUCUUAUUGGCGCAACGGAAGAGUAAAUGAUUUAAUAGUUUCUCCAAAUGGUGUCAAGGUAUCAAACAAUAAGUUUGAGAAACCUUCUAGUAAUCUGUCUGUUGGAAUCAAGAUUAAAAAUCUUCGUAAAGUAUUCCAGUCCUUUGGUGGACUGAACAAGAAGGUGGCAGUGGAUGGAGUCACUCUGAAUAUCUACAGAGGAGAGAUUACAGCACUGCUUGGACAUAAUGGUGCUGGUAAAACGACAACCAUGUCAAUCCUCACAGGCAUGUAUUCUCCUACAAGUGGCUCUGUCCGCAUUAAUGGAUAUGACAUCUGUAAAAACUUGGAUAAAGUGCGGGAAAGCUUGGGCCUGUGUCCACAACAAAACCUUCUCUUCACAGAUCUCACUGUCUUGGAACAUCUGCUCUUUUUUGCAAAGUUGAAAGGUUGUUCAAAUCGUGAAGCUAAUGAUGCAGCUAGAGACCUUCUGAAGAAGUUAAAUCUAAAAAGCAAAAAGGAUAAGAUGUGUUCAACUUUAUCUGGAGGAAUGAAGAGAAAACUAUCCCUUGGUAUAGCACUAAUUGGAAAUACAAAGAAUAUGCGAGGCGAGCGAACCAUUCUUAUUACAACACACUAUAUGGAAGAAGCAGAUGUUCUUGGAGAUAGAAUUGCUAUCAUGGAUCAUGGUCAAGUAAAGUGUUAUGGUACUACUAUGUUCCUAAAGAAACUGUAUGGAACGGGAUAUCAGUUAAACCUGCUAAAAAAUGAUGGUUGUAAUGUGACCAGGGUAACAAAUACAAUCCAGCCUAUUAUUCCGGAUGCAAAAGUGAAGAAUGUGAUGGGCUCAGUGUUGUGUUAUAUGCUUCCGUUAGAGCAGCGUAACAAAUUCCCUGAUCUGUUUGAUGUUUUGGAACGAAAAAAGCAACAGUUAUGCAUAUCCAGCAUUGGUGUCUCUAUCACAACUCUUGAGGAAGUAUUUCUGAGGGUAGGAAAAGAAGCAGAAGAUGAAUCUGAUAGGAAGACUAAUUCAGAAUCACAUGUGGAAUGUACAGAAUUACUUGGCAGUUCUGAAGCUCUGACAUUAAAGAAAGCAGUUGGAGCAAGUCUACUGGUACAAAAGCUGACAGCCUUGUUUAAAAAACGUGUUCUCUUCACACGCAGAAAGUUUUUAGCGGUCUGCCCACAGGCUCUGACUGCGAUUCUGCUGGCUUUUCUCACAGUGAUUCUUGGUGCUCGUACUGAAACAACAAUGGAACCUCCUCGAAUAAUGAACUUGAGUGAUUAUGGGGUAACAGAUGUACUCUACUCUGUAAACCAUGAUAGUUUACGAACCUGGAGUAAUAAAUAUGAAGAGUUUAUAAAUUUAACUGGUUCCAAUGUGACAGAAGUUAAAAAUGUAUGUGCAGCCUUACUCCUUGCUGGGGAUUCCAACAUCCAGAAAUACCAUACCAAGUUUAUCAUUGCAGCAGAAUUCAAUUCAUCGGCAUCAGGAGUAGAAGUGUUAAAUGCAAUGUUUUCGUCUACUGCCAUUCAUGGAGCUCCCAUCUCUCUUAAUGCUCUGACUAAUUCUAUUCUGAAGACUGUUUCCCAAGAAAAAUCCAUUACAGCAGUUAAUCACCCUCUUCAGAGUAGGGAGCAUGAAUUUGGUGAUGAUAUUGGAAGAUAUGUAGGUGUUGUUGUGUUGUGGGUGACUCUGAUGCCAUUUGGCUUGCUCUUUGUGACUGGGAGCUGUAUGACAUUCCCUCUGACAGAAAGGGUGUCAAAAGCUAAGCAACUACAGCUGAUGACUGGAACCUCUCCACUUGCAUACUGGUUUACCUGCUUCAUGUGGGAUCUUCUGUUGUACAUGACCAUAGCAUUCAUCUUGACGUUGAUAGUGUUAAUUGCCGACCCACUGAAAGUGUUCAAUAGGUCUACGGAACUGGGUACAUAUUUCUUAUUGUUGGUGAUGUAUGGUUUGAGUGCUAUUCCAUUUGCAUACCUAUUCAGUUACUUCAGGAACACAACUGCAGGUGCUUUUGCCUUACUUGUAAUACUCAGUAUAUUGAUUGGUUCAGUAAUGUCUCCGGUGGUGUACUCUAUGAUAUUGUUUGAGAGCUACAAGUCUACUGGGAAAGUGCUGAAGUACUUAUUCGAAUUUGUACCUCACUUCACAAUUACAUAUGCAUUUGGACGCUUCUCAUAUCUUGUUCUCACAAACAAUAAGUGCAGACUGAAGAAAUCUGAUUGUAAUAGCAUUUCUGGAAGUUCUGACUUAUGCUGCUUACCUGGCUGUGCAGAUGGCUACUGUUCUGCUAUAUAUAAACCGUACCUAAGUUUUGCAGAUGAUGAAAACAAAUUAGCGGUUGGUGAAGAAAUCCUGUAUAUGGCAAUAGAUUCUCUACUUUAUUUCUUUAUCAUCAUCUUGGUAGAAUUUGGUGUUUUUGGUGUAUUGUAUGAAGCAGUUAAGAAGGCAGUUGUUGGAAAUGCAGUGAAAAGCCGGAAGCUUGAUGAUGAUGUGGUGCAUGAACGAGACAGAGUUGAUGGUCAAGUUAAAGUGGGAGCUGUUCACCUAGAUGAUAUUAUGCUGGUUCGUAAUUUAGUAAAAAAGUAUACACGAGACUUGACUGCAGUAAAGGGUAUUAGUUUUGGAGUGUCUGCUGGUGAAUGUUUUGGGCUUCUUGGUGUGAAUGGUGCAGGCAAGACCACCAUAUUCAAGAUGCUUACUGGAGAUGAAAUUCCUACUGAAGGAGAGGCUUGGAUUGGACAGUAUGGUCUUAAUGAGGAUAAGUCAAAGUUCCUGGCACAGAUUGGCUACUGUCCACAGUUUGAUGCCAUCAAUGGAGCUCUAACAGGUCAUGAAAUGCUAAAACUUUUUGCCAGCCUUCGUGGAGUUUCUAAAUUUGGCAUUGAUUCUGAAGUCAAGAAAUGGAUCACAUUGAUGGGUCUUAAGGAGUAUGAGAACCGGCUUUGUGGAACAUACAGUGGUGGCAACAAACGUAAGCUGAGUACAGCCAUAGCUCUGAUAGGGAACCCUCCUAUUGUUUUCCUGGAUGAACCAACAAGUGGAGUUGAUCCUCUGGCCAGGCGGAACCUGUGGACUGUGUUGACGUCAAUUCAGAAGUCUGGCCAGUCUAUAGUGCUUACUUCACACAGCAUGGAGGAGUGUGAAGCACUAUGUAACAGGUUGGCCAUCUUGGUUGAUGGACAGUUUGUGUGCAUGGGAGGUAUCCAGUAUCUGAAACAGAAAUUUGGUCAGGGCUUUACUGUGAUGGUGAAAGUGAGAGCAACUGAAACUGAUGAACACAUUGUACACGAAUUAAAAAGCAAGAUUGAAGACAGUUUCAAUUCUGGUUGUGUUCUUAAGGAUGAACAUGAGGGUUUGCUACACUAUCACGUAACGGAUCCAAACAUUCCAUGGAAAUAUCUCUUCACAACAAUGGAAGAAAUGAAGCAAGAUUAUGAUGUGGUGGAAGAUUAUACUAUAAGUGAGACAACACUGGAACAAGUAUUCCUAUCAUUUGCAAGGUUGCAGAAUCAGGUUCCUGUCAUUACCAUUGAUUAAACAUCUGCACAGUAUUUUGUAAGCACAUCUUAUCAGCAGGGCUGUGGUAGCUAAUGCUGUUCACUGUUGCGUGUGUCUAAUAUUAUAUUACUUUUAACUUUCGUAAUAUACACCUUGGUUCUCCUCCACAGUAGGGCUUGUGCACAAAUAUUUUACAUGCUGUCUUGUUCCUGUCUGUUAAUGCUAAAACCUUGAUAGACAAUGAGCAUUUGCCUGUCAGCU